Molecule: messenger RNA, 426 nt
Organism: Vicia faba (fava bean)
Lineage: Eukaryota; Viridiplantae; Streptophyta; Magnoliopsida; Fabales; Fabaceae
Source: the annotation of a GenBank genome assembly
AUGGCAUCAACAACUACGCCGGUCGAGAAAUCCAAGGAAGAAUGGAGAGCAAUUCUUUCCCCCGAGCAGUUUCGCAUCCUCCGCCAGAAAGGAACUGAAUUGAAGGGUACCGGAGAGUAUAACAAGUUUUAUGAAGAAGGGAUUUACAAUUGUGCUGCCUGUGGAACUCCGCUUUAUAAGUCUACCACCAAAUUUGAUUCUGGUUGUGGUUUUCCUACUUUCUUCGAGGGUUUUCCUGGAGCCAUCAAUCGGUUUCUAAGUCCUGAUCUAGGUGGUAGAAGGACUGAGAUAACUUGUGCAGCAUGUGGUGGGCCUUUGGGUCAUGUAUUCAAGGGAGAAGGGUUCAAGGUUCCAACGGAUGAACGUCAUUGUGUCAAUAGUGUUUCUGUCAAGUUCAUUCCUGGAAAUGUUGCUUCUUCCAUAUGA